Molecule: messenger RNA, 673 nt
Organism: Aplysia californica (California sea hare)
Lineage: Eukaryota; Metazoa; Mollusca; Gastropoda; Aplysiida; Aplysiidae
Biological process (GO): inflammatory response; positive regulation of cytosolic calcium ion concentration; adenylate cyclase-activating G protein-coupled receptor signaling pathway
Cellular component (GO): plasma membrane
Source: RefSeq, a predicted model, not a curated record
AUCCAACGCUCACUAUAACAUUUGACGGCCACCGAUAACCAUGACGGACAUACUCACCUCCGCCCCUCCUCUCUCACUGGACACGCCUCCUCUCUCACUGGACGCGCCUCCCAACACCAGCCUCGGGGCGAGCUACAAUCUCACCGGGAGUGAUGUGGUCACUCUAGCAGACGACUGGCUCAACGGAACUGACGUCAUGAACGGCACGGCCCAGGGCAACCUGUCCAAGAGCAUCCUCUUCCCGUCCAUCAUGUUCUUCAUCGGCGUCGUGGGCAAUGUGGCCGCGCUCAUCAUCCUCACUGUCAAACCCAGCAAACACAGCCGGUCCACGGCCUUCUACCACAUGGUCAAAGCCCUGGCCUGGACAGACCUGCUGGGCAUCGUGUGCUCUACGCCCGUGGUACUGGUCAUGUACAUCAACAAGGAAGAUGUGCUCAAAACAGAGCUCGUUAUCCGCGCCAUCAGCACACGCCCCACUCAGCACCCGGCCUGCACAGUGCGAGUGAUCGUGAACCAGGUGAUGCUGGCAGGACGAGAUGACGUCACGGCUGGGGGGAUGGAUGACGCGGUGGACCUGUGGACAGUGAGACUGGCCAGUGUGAACCAGCUACUGGACCCCUGGGUCUACAUCAUCUCCCGGGUCACCUGUUGUAGGGGCAACCGUCGAGAGUAA